AGAUGGACAGAGAAGCUUUGGUACAGCUGGAGACUUCGGUGGAAGCGGCUGAAAAUCUUGAUGUGACUAAAGUGGAUUUGGAGACUCUGGCUGAGCUACUCUGUGCUGAUCUUUCCUGGAAACCUCUUGGUUACAGGCUCUUAGAACAACCGUCAAUCUCCUCCUACAUCGCCCUUUUCGACCAUAUCAAACGGCAAGAAAAUUGGUGCAAAAGAGAAUUUCUCCACGCUCUUCUCUUGUCAAUCAAAACAAAACCAGAUCAGGUGGAAACUUUCCACAACUUGAGAGGAGACAAGAUUUUCCUGCCCGCAGUCAUCAACUCCAAGUGGGCAAAGAAACUAAAAUGCCUGAAGUUACUGCUACACAAACAUGUAUUUAAAGAGGAAAUCUCAUUGAACAGAGUGAUGUGGUGCAGUCCCACUGAGGCAGAGGUGUUUUUAGAGACACUGUCAGUCUUCGGAUAUCCACAUAUUGCCCAAGAGUUGGGUAAGUGCAUGGGCAGCAGCAAUGUUAUCAGGUUCAGGGACGAGAAACCACUGAAACAGAAGACAAGUACGAAAACAGACAACAGCUCAUAUGUCACUGUCUUACCUGCAAAUAUCUCCUCUGAGAGUCGUCCACCCAAACUGCACUUACACACCAAACACUGGACACCCAACACUGCACGUGUAACUACAGCAACACGUUACUGUCAUAGAUAUUGUAGGAAGCCCUCACUGCCUGACCCGUGGCUGUACCGAAUGGCAGGAGCUCUGGCCUCUGAAUGGACGGCAGUAGCCAGAGAUUUUGGUUUCAGUGAGAGCGACAUAGAGAAAACGGCAACUGAUCCUUGGUACAACCACCAGCAGCGAAUGUUCCACCUCCUGUACAGACUGACACACGAGCAGCAGAUGAGCUUCACAGAGCUGUGCUUCCUGCUGCUUUGUAAAGUCAGUGAUUAUAAAUGUCACCGGCAAAUACAGUGUAUCAUAGGAGCAGCACUCAGUGCUGUUGAGCUGCAGGAAGACGUGGACUUAUCUAGAAAUGAGGGAGAGAACCUGUUCCAGAGGCAACACAUAAAGGUGCUGGAACAUAAGACGCUUCGAGUGGUUUGUGGCCAGUGGAGUGAAGCCCCUGAGAUGAGAGAGAUCAGCCCGAAGGUGUUUGAAAGCUUCGUGGAUCAGGUGUCCCUGGUUGGUCCUGUGUUUGAUGUGCACACACAAACCAAAGGGACAAAGGUGAUGGUGUUUCUUCCCACGUACACUCCGUGUGAAACUGAGCUGAGCCCCUCAGUUCUUGCAGAGAGUCUAUUGACUCUUCUGACCAUGAAAUACCAAGAUGUGGGGAAUUGCUUGUGUAAGAAGUUAGAAGCAGUGCUAAGUGCAGAAGAGAAAUCAAGACUGUUUAAAGUCCUCCUACAGGAGGAUUGUGAAGCUGCUGUGAAGCUGAUCUUGUCAAAAGGGCAGAGAGCUCUUCAGCUGCUUUGUGAAUACCUCAGGGCAUCAGGCAGUGAGAUGAGGUCGUGGCCGGCAAAGCUUCGCUCUCUGCUGGAAACAUCACCCACCCAGGUCGGACACAUCCAAGAUGGAAACCUGGAGCUUGUGGUUCCACUCGCUGUGCUGGAAAGACACCUGUUGCUGUUCACAGAGUCCCUCUCUCCGCUAGCGGUCAUAGAAAAGCUGCGAAGAUUAUUUACUCAGACACGUGCUUACUGUUUGUUAUACAAACCAGUGGGACGUCAGUACAUUGACUGCAGAGUAACACUGAGGGUGUUUUUGAUACCCAGGAGUGGCUCACUGGUGCAGGGACUGGAUACAAAGCUGAAAGGUUAUAAACGAGUGUUUAUUUCAAAUAUCAGUAUUAAAGGGAAUGUUUGUUAUAGACUACUCUUUAAGGACGUUACUUCUGACAAUUCACUCCUUAGGGUCACUCCAAGAGAUGGCAGUGAGUACAAGGAAGCACUGAGCCUUAUGGAUCCCAUGACUAAGUAUCUGAUUGCUCUUAAUAUAAAGGACUGGGUCCAAUGGCCUCUGGUGCUGCAGAUUACACGAGACAAAAACUCUGUGAUAUUUGAGGAAACCAUUGAUGAUGAAAUAUUGCAGUUUGAAAAUGCGGAAUAUUUCAUUCUCAACCUUGAUGGUAAGAAUCAUUGUAUCAUGAGGAUUCACCAAGAAAUUAGUUACAGAGAAUUCAGCCACAAAUUAAACACUGUGCUGCCGGAGAGAAAACUCUCUGUCUAUUACAAACAAGAUGGGAUCCCUCUGCUGGUUAAUAAUGACGAAAGUAUCAGCCUAAUUGUGCAGCAACAAGAGAAGGGAAACAUUAUGCUGGAAGGUGAAGACAUCAUUGAUGAGAUAAUUAAAGCAGAAUCCCAAGUAGUGCAAUCGGCCAGUUUACCUUCUUUAAAUGAACCACUCAGCUGCCGGAGGCCAUCUCCCACUGAACAGCAUUUUGUGGUUCGACACAGGACAGCUUUAAUUAAGAGGAUCUCAGACAUCAAAAGUCUUCUGGAUGAUCUGAGACAUGAAAGUAUUAUUAACGAUAAUGAAUACCAGAGAAUCAGAGGAGAAAAUAUUCGCAAUGAACAAAUCACCUGCAUGUUAGAUUACACGAUUAAGAAAGGGGAAAAUGCAAUGGAUUUGUUUUUUAAAAGUCUUUGCAACAAUGACCCAUACCUUGUUGAUGACUUGAAAUGUAGGGAGAUGUCUCAGGGGACUCUUGUUGAAAUAUACUGACUAUCACUUCACGAUACAUUAGUGUAUUGAUAGCAGCAACCGAAUGUUCCAGAAGAAGUGGAGGUUAAAAGUAGCUUUGCUGGACAGGUUGAGGUUAGCUUCUGAUUACA
Messenger RNA from Callorhinchus milii (elephant shark), 2824 nucleotides. RefSeq lists its product as uncharacterized. The transcript has a single exon. Gene Ontology annotation, cellular component: canonical inflammasome complex. The coding region runs from base 3 to 2714 and encodes 903 amino acids. The record is from RefSeq and is a predicted model, not a curated record. NCBI's taxonomy places the organism in Eukaryota, Metazoa, Chordata, Chondrichthyes, Chimaeriformes, Callorhinchidae. Gene Ontology annotation, biological process: regulation of apoptotic process.